AUGUCCCUCCACGUGACGCCCAGAGGACACGUGGUUGCAGGAUUCCAGCUGGAGAGGUGCGACCUGCGUCCAGUGAUGCGGAAAGGGAAGGGAAUGGGCAAAGCUCGGAGGGAGGCGGGAACGAGCCUGGCGUGUUCAGGGAGCAGUGACCGGUUUCACAGUUGGGGGGAGCUGGAGGAAGAGGUGACACUGGAGAGUCAGCAAGGUCACCUAACCCGGCUUACUCCCCGGACCUCAGGCCUGGACCUGGUGGAGGCCACGCGGCCCAGGGCGGGGGCCCGGGAGGCGUCCCAGAGAACGUCACCGGAAGUGCCCGAGCCGCCCGGGAGAGGGAGGUGGCGGUUCCGGCGGGCGGCGGGGGAUCCGGGCAGGUGCCCCACUACUGGUGUUUCUGCAGGAAGCAGCAAGCAGAGCCCCAGCCUGGGUCCGCAGAACGCCACAGAGAGGGCUACCCUGAUGGACACAUGCACAGCUUUUCUAGCACAGGCACCGAGUGGCGGCCCGGCUUCCUGCUACGCUGCUUCGGUGGCUGAGAAAGGGGCUCAGAGCCCAGGGCUGAUGCCACGGCAGGCAACCUUAGAAGAAGGGGGAUGCCCUGGACAGGCUGUGCCAGGACUGUUACGGGGGCCUCCCCAGGCACUGCGGUUUCCGGACCCUUGUGGGAAUGAGGAAGCUGGAGAGAGGCCCAGAGAUUCCCCUCGGGGACCAGUUGUUUAUGAGGAAACUGGAGGGCAGAAUGGCCAUGAGGACAGUGUGUCCGGGUCAGAGGUCACCCUGAAUGCAGCCUCCACGGCCGAUAGGAGAAGCCACUGGAAAGGACGGCCUUACCGAUGCAGCACCUGCGACAGGAGCUUCAAAUGCUAUUCGGAUGUGGUGAAACACCAGAGCAUUCACUCUGGGGAGAAACCCUAUGAGUGCAGCGACUGUGGGAAGGCCUUCAUCCACAGCUCCCACGUCGUCAGGCACCAGCGCAUUCACAAUGGGGAGAAGCCUUACGUUUGUAAGGAGUGUGGGAAAGCCUUCAGCCAGAGCUUCAACCUCAUUAGACACCAGAGAAUCCACACGGGAGAGAAGCCCUACGAAUGUGCUGAGUGUGGCAGGUCCUUCAGUCAGAGGUCAGACGCCAUUAAGCACCAGAGAAUUCACACUGGCGAGCGACUGUACGAAUGCAGCGAGUGCGGGAAAACCUUCAUCCACAGCUCAAACGUCGUCCGGCACCAGAGAAUUCACCAUGGAGAGAAUCCUUACGAAUGCAAAGAGUGUGGGAAAGCCUUCAGCCAGAGCUCCAACCUCAUUCAGCACCAGCGGGUCCACACCGGGGAGAAGCCCUACGCCUGCCAGGAGUGCGGGCGCGCCUUCAGCCGCAGCUCCUUCCUCAGCGAGCACCGGCGCAUCCACACCGGGGAGAAGCCCUACGAGUGUGGCGAGUGCGGCCGCGCCUUCAGGGCCCUGUCGGGCUUCUUCCGGCACCAGAGAAUCCACACUGGGGAGAAGCCUUUCCACUGUGCCAGGUGUGGCAGGGCCUUCCGCCUGAGCUUUCAUCUUAUCCAGCACCAGCAAGUUCACAGCACGGAGUGAGCCUGUUGGGGGGUAAACGUGGAGUGGAAAAUUGAGUAAAUAAGAUUGGAGUGUGGGUACAACGCCCUUCACUUUUUGCCCAUGCCCCCAGCUUUGUGUGCUUCACCCCACAGGAAGAGGAUAAAACUGUCUUGGUGGUCUCCAAGCCUGCCCGUGGAGGCCUGCAGUUUGUCUACCGCCGCCUGGCCAGGAGCACCAGAAAGGAAAGAGGAGCCUUGGGGAAGGAGACGUGAUGGCAACGUGUGCCUCGGAAGUUAGUUUAUUUCAUUUUCACAGCACUGGGUUUUUUCCUGAAGUAUAAUUUACAUAUAGUGGAACACAUAGAUCUUAAGUGUUUGGUUUUAUGAGUUUCAACAAGUACAAUGUGCUUUGACUUUUACGACCACCACACUCUCAAGAUGUAGACUAUUUCCAUUACCCCAGAAAGUCUCCUUAUGCCCCUUCAAGUCAGCCCCUUAUCCUCAGAGGCAACCAGUGAUCUCAUUUCUGUCACUAUAGUUUUGCUUGUUCUAGAACAUUAUAUAAAUAGUGAUAUAAUUUAUACUCUUUUAUGUCUUUUUCCCUUUGCUUAACGUUUUUUGAGGUUUAUCCAUGUAUCAGUAGGUUUUGGGCGUUUUUUUGUGUUUUUUUUUCAGUUUCAUAGCUCUUUUGAAAAGUCAAGAAUCACUUUCUACCCUGUAUCAAAGCUAUAUGCUUAUGUCUGUGUCUUUCUAUCAAAGUAUGAGCCCCUGUAGCUAGAAUUAUUUUAGCACAGCCCCGGAUACAGGAUGUGCACUCCACAAAAAAAUAAGUACAUGAAAUAUGCAGGGGAGUUUAUGAAAGAUAGGCAUAGAGGAGAGACCACAGGCUUGGCCGGAAGGAGGAGGUACUGAUUCACUUGUUUUCACGCCAUUUUGGAGUAUACAGAACUCUUCUCAGGCUCAGGAAGGUAGUAUAAGAUAAAGCAAGUUUAAGAUGUUUGUACUUCCAACAGACGUUUCCUAAGCACUUAGCUGUCCAGGCUCUUAUGCCACUGUUGUAGGAAACACAAAGCCACUGUGAUGGCUGCAUUCAAGGACUUUGUAGGUAAAAGUCCAAUAACAAGUAUAUAGAGGGAACUAGUGACACAGGAGAGCAGUAAACAAGAC
Messenger RNA from Eubalaena glacialis (North Atlantic right whale), 2705 nucleotides. RefSeq names its product zinc finger protein 696 (gene ZNF696). The record is from RefSeq and is a predicted model, not a curated record. Gene Ontology annotation, biological process: negative regulation of transcription by RNA polymerase II. NCBI's taxonomy places the organism in Eukaryota, Metazoa, Chordata, Mammalia, Artiodactyla, Balaenidae. The transcript has 5 exons. Gene Ontology annotation, molecular function: DNA-binding transcription repressor activity, RNA polymerase II-specific. Bases 1 to 1578 code for a protein of 525 amino acids.